Melanotaenia boesemani (Boeseman's rainbowfish) is the source of this 1604-nucleotide messenger RNA. RefSeq lists its product as uncharacterized. Bases 150 to 1604 code for a protein of 484 amino acids. The record is from RefSeq and is a predicted model, not a curated record. The transcript has 4 exons. Lineage: Eukaryota; Metazoa; Chordata; Actinopteri; Atheriniformes; Melanotaeniidae.
UCCCUCAAAGCCACAACAAACCACGCCCCCUACAAACCACGCCCCCUACAAACCACGCCCCUUAAAGGCGGCAUAAACAAUCGAAGAUUACUAAACGCAGAGGAAGCGGAAGAAAAAGGUGGCAUAAACAAUCGAAGAUUAUAGACGCGAUGUCAAUGCCCGUUCAGACAAACAACACAACAUUUCAGGAUGGCACUUGCCCGGAGCUCGUUAAAUUGGGAGUGGACACUUUUCAGUGUCCAAUGUGCCAAAAGGUUGGGCCAUACCAUGCACUUGUUCCACAUUUACAAGGCCACCAGAUUUCUGUGGUUAAAUAUGGAGGAUCAGCUGUGAGGCCAGCAGAGCCACUGCAUCCUUCACCUACACCGGCAGGAUCAGCUGUGAGGCCAGCAGAGCCACUGCAUCCUUCACCUACACGGGCAGGAUCAGCAGUGAGGCCAGCAGAGCCACUGCAUCCUUCACCUACACGGGCAGGAUCAGCUGUGAGGCCAGCAGAGCCACUGCAUCCUUCACCUACACCGGCAGGAUCAGCAGUGAGGCCAGCAGAGCCACUGCAUCCUUCACCUACACGGGCAGGAUCAGCAGUGAGGCCAGCAGAGCCACUGCAUCCUUCACCUACACGGGCAGGAUCAGCAGUGAGGCCAGCAGAGCCACUGCAUCCUUCACCUACACCGGCAGGAUCAGCUGUGACACUAGCACCGACAGCAAGUCCACCACUGAUUACAGUGGCAACAAAGGGUAUGAGAACUAGUCCACAGAAGAUGACAGGCCCCAAAAUUCUGAUGUCAAGGCGCAGAAACACAACAUGUUGUUUUUGCAACUUGAUAUUGCUGAAGAAAAACCUUAAAGCACAUAUUCAGAGACAACACACACCAAAAACACGAGAUAUCACAGCCAAUCACCAUCUACAGUCUGUGUGUAUUGAGAGAAAAAGAGGAAUUUUUGCUGUUUUAAUGAGAUUCAAUGGUCCAGCCCACUACAUUCAUGUCAAGAAGUGUACCUGGGGUGAGAAGCCUCAGAUUACCUGCCAACUGGACACAUGCAACAGGUUAUACGAUUAUGCACGCAGAAGUGGGCAAGUAGGUUUUGACUGCCAACAUAUUCAGUCAUUGGUGUAUGGUCCUGUGGACUCUAAUUUACCAGUUGUCCUUGAUGAAGAGAUUCUAACAGAUAUGCUAAUCAACAAAUGGUUCAGCAAGAACACAGAGAGAGAGUGUUUAAGUAGGAAGCUGGCUGCUGAUGCGGAAGGUGCUCCAUUGAGCUUUGAAGUAAAUCUCAGGAAAGAACAAAAGCAGUACUUUUUUUCUGUUUUUGAACCACACAUCUCCUCAUAUUGUAGAUUUGGAAGGCUCAUGGUCCACUACAAUGGUAUCAAAAAUACAUGGCAUUGUCCUUGCACAAAGGCUCGAAAAUCCUGCCCACACAAAGCCAUAGCCAAGUGGCACCUACACCAGCUAGAACCUGCGAUUUUCACAAAACCGGAAAGCUGUCAUGAGGACCCUCCUGAGACAUUUUCAGUUGAGCCACACCCUACAGUUAACACACAAACGGGUAACAUUUCCCUGUAUCCUCCAGAGGGGGAAGCACUGGAAACAGAAACCUGA